AUGGAACUCGACACACCUCCGUGUCACUGGCGACGAAUUGGUCACGUGGCCAAGAUCGAUGGUUCGAUUGGCUGCCAGCCGGCCUUUGACGAGCCGCCGAAGCAAGCAGGUAUGUUUCAGCCGCGCGGCGGGAGGUGUGCGGGUGGAAGGGGAGGGUCUGGUGAGGGUGGACCCACGGCAACGCUUGUCUUGGGAGGGACUGGCACAUUCCAGUCGCCCAGGCCUGGCAGUGUCGUCUGCUGGCGCUGCCUGUCUUGUGCGCGUGCCCGCGCGUGCACUCCGGUGUCAGUUUGCAUGCCGAGACCUGGCGGCAUCAAUAGGCUUGAUGAGAAAUUGCGCGCCAGGGCCUCUCUGUCGCCGCUUCCGAAGAUGCUAGCCGUUUUUUUCUUCCUCCCUCUGUUUUUCUACCUUUUCCCAGCCUCAUCCCUGCAAUAACUGGCUCUCCUGGUCGCUGCGAGGUCUCACCGUAGAAGAACAUAUGUCUUUCUCCCAUGCAUGAUUGACUAGAGCAGUUGUUACCCUCAUUAUUUAUUUUCUUCUUUUUUUUUACCCUUUUUAAUUAGACAUUUUGUGUUUGAAUCCUCCUUUAGACGAUUUUUUUUUUCAAAUUUUUGUUUUCCUGAGAUUGUGGAAAAUUUUACCUACUGUUCCGCGAACGACGAUUUCUGUGAACGGAUUUCGAAAUUCUGGGGAAGAAAUCGCCCCUGGCAUGAUCCUCCUGCCACGUUUGUGGAGAAAUAGCAGCAGUCACUAAGGGACAGCAUCCAGCAUCUCAGGCUCACGAGGCUUUGACUUCUCAGUCGUGUCGCUGGGCGUCGCUUGAACAAGGAACUAUGUGAGCGCCGUGUGGAUUUACUGUUGUUGACAGCUGCAGCUUCGUUCAAGAUGGAGUAGGCCGUCAGACAACGCGAGAUCUCGCGCCAUGCACUGGAGUUUACCGUCAACAGAAUAAGCGAGCGCCAGGCUCCGCAGCAAGGGCCGCACGAUGAUCGGGGCCACAGGCAGCAGACACCUGGGCCAGCGGCGACGGGCCUCCUUGGCCUCCGCCUCGCUGGGUCUCACCCCGGGUAUGCUGUCGCACCUGGAAGGUGUGGCCGAGGCGGACGAAGGUGGGGGUCGUUUUCGAUCCGCCACCCGGCGGCGGGUGGUGGACACCAGCGACCUACGUACCUGCGCAAUCCUGCAGACCCGCCUGAAGGAGAUCAAGAACUACCCGGAGAUGGCCACCUUUCAGGCGGACUCAGUCGGGCGUGACGACGCUGAGACCGGGUCAGAGGGAGCUUUCGGCACCAUCAGCAGAAAAGCAGCGUUAAUGAGCAUCCCAGGCAUGGCGACCCAGAGCACGCGCUCGCUGUUCAUCUUCAGCGAAGAGAACUUUAUCCGGAAGUACGCCAAGAUCAUCAUAGAAUGGGGACCAUUCGAGUAUAUGGUGCUGCUUACCAUCAUCGCAAACUGCAUCGUGCUGGCCUUGGAGGAGCACCUACCCAUGGGUGACAAGACACCUUUAGCAUUGCAACUGGACCAAACAGAAGUGUACUUCCUGGGUAUAUUCUGCGUGGAAGCAUUUCUGAAAAUUGUGGCCUUAGGCUUCGUUCUUCACAAAGGAUCUUAUCUGAGAAAUGUGUGGAACAUCAUGGAUUUUAUAGUAGUAGUCACAGGGUUUAUAACCCUUUUUGCUUCUACUUCUUCCACGGGAAAUUUUGAUCUGAGAACCUUGAGAGCUGUGAGGGUCUUACGGCCCCUCAAAUUGGUGUCGGGAAUACCGAGCCUGCAGGUAGUACUCAAGUCUAUCAUCAGGGCCAUGGCUCCCCUGUUGCAAGUGUGUCUGCUGGUGCUCUUUGCCAUUGUCGUCUUUGCUAUCAUUGGUCUUGAGUUCUACGUUGGUGCUUUCCACACGGCAUGUUUCAAGAUGAACACGCACACCCGCACAGAAGAUGAUAUUGACAAAGGAGAUGAGGAGGACAUUCGACCAUGUCUUGCUGAUCGUAACUCUGUUGGGUCAUACAGAUGCCAGAGUGGCAUCUCCACAUGCGAACGGGGUUGGCAGGGGCCCAACUAUGGCAUUACUAGCUUUGACAACAUUGGGUUUGCCAUGCUCACAGUGUUCCAGUGCAUCACCAUGGAGGGCUGGACAACAGUAUUGUAUUACACAAACGAUGCCUUAGGAGGUUACUACAAUUAUUUAUAUUUUAUACCACUCAUCAUCCUAGGAUCAUUUUUCAUGUUGAACUUAGUUCUUGGAGUCCUCAGUGGAGAAUUUGCCAAAGAAAGAGAAAGAGUAGAAAAUCGUAGAGCAUUCUUCAAACUACGAAGGCAGCAACAAAUUGAAAGAGAGCUAAAUGGAUACCUUGAGUGGAUAUGCAAAGCUGAAGAAGUGAUUUUGAAUGAAGAAAGAACAACAGAUGAAGAGAAGCUGAAAAUUAUUGAAGCACGGCGGUUAGCAGCCGCUCGGAAGAUGAAACAGCUAAGGGGUGAAGAUCCAGACAAUGACAACAAUGAACCGAACGAUGAUGACCUGCUGGCAGAGAUAGCUCCAGGAGCACUGCGUCCAGGAGUUCCCCUCAACAAGAAUCUACGAAACAGAAAGACAAGUGGUCGAUGUGCUGCCUUCUGGAGAGCAGAAAAACGCUUCAGAUUCCAAGUGCGUCACUUGGUGAAAAGUCAGACAUUUUACUGGAUCGUCAUUGUGCUUGUUUUCCUCAACACUGUCUCAGUUGCCUCCGAACAUUACAAGCAACCUGCCUGGCACACUCAUUUUUUAUUCAUCAGUGAAUAUGUGUUCCUGGGUCUCUUCAUCUCAGAGAUGCUGAUCAAAAUGUACGGGCUUGGUGUCCGCAUGUAUUUCCAGUCCUCCUUCAACAUUUUUGAUUGCCUUGUGAUAGUAGGUAGUAUUGUAGAAGUAAUCUGGGCAAGCAUUAAGCCUGGUUCCUCCUUUGGCAUCAGCGUUUUGCGUGCGCUCCGCCUUCUCAGGAUAUUCAAGGUCACCAGGUACUGGUCCAACUUACGGAACCUGGUUAUCUCUCUCCUCAGCAGCAUGCGCUCCAUCCUCAGCCUGCUCUUCCUGCUGUUCCUCUUCAUCCUCAUCUUUGCCUUGCUUGGCAUGCAGCUCUUUGGUGGAGAAAUGAAUUUUGAAGAGGGAAGACCUUCCAGCCAUUUUGAUACAUUUCCAAUUGCACUUCUCACUGUGUUUCAAAUACUCACAGGUGAGGAUUGGAAUGAGGUCAUGUACAAUGGCAUCCGUGCACAUGGUGGCAUACAUGAAGGUGGCAUGUUUUACUGCGCCUAUUUCAUUGUUUUGGUGCUGUUUGGUAACUACACAUUGCUCAAUGUCUUCCUGGCCAUCGCUGUGGACAACUUGGCCAAUGCCCAGGAGCUGACUGCUGCUGAAGAAGAACAACAAGAGGAAGAAGCACAUCGAGAGGAGAUGGCAGACCAGUUUGCGCUGGUACCAACCAAGGGUGGGCCACCCCAAGUGAACAUAUGUCCCCCUUCGCCUCAAAACAAUGAGGACAUAAAGACUGGCAACUUUAGCUACUUUCCUUUCAGUAGUGGAAACCGUAUUGACAUCAGCCUUAGUCAAAACAACCUCAAGGAUAAUCGGGAGAAAAAGGGCUCAAGUCUUGACCUCACUGCAUCCAAAACAAAUGCCAUUGCAAAACCUGCUGAAGAGGAAAACUCAGAUGCAGCUAAAAGAACUAAUAAGCAAGCUAGCACCACUAGCAGUAGCACCAUUGAUAUACAACCACGAGCCAACAGUCAGGCUGAGGGAGAAGGGACCGGCGGUGACCCAUUGACCUGCCCCAAGGCCAUGCUGCCAUACAGCUCAAUGUUCAUCUUUGGACCAACAAACCCUGUCCGGCGGUUUUGCCAUUUUGUGGUGAACCUACGAUACUUUGACCUAUUCAUCAUGAUCGUCAUCUGUGCUAGCAGCGUGGCCUUGGCAGCAGAAGAUCCUGUGAGAGAAGAUUCAGAGCACAACAAAAUCCUCAAUUACUUUGACUAUGUCUUCACUGGUGUCUUCACUAUUGAAAUGAUUCUCAAGGUCAUUGACCUUGGAGUUCUUUUGCAUCCUGGAUCCUACUGCCGUGAUGUGUGGAAUAUUCUGGAUGCCACUGUUGUUAUAUGUGCACUGGUAGCUUUUGCUUUCAAAUUACACAGUGGUGGCAGUGACAGUGCUGGAAAGAAUCUCAAUACAUUCAAGUCUCUACGAGUACUGCGAGUGUUGCGUCCCUUAAAAACAAUUAACAGAGUACCAAAACUGAAGGCAGUGUUUGACUGUGUGGUGAAUUCCUUGAAGAAUGUGGCAAACAUCCUCAUAGUGUAUAUACUCUUCCAGUUCAUUUUUGCUGUGAUUGCCGUGCAGCUGUUUAGUGGCAAGUUCUUCUACUGCACAGAUGAGUCAAAGUCCACCAGUGAGGAAUGCCAGGGUCAGUACUUUGAAUAUGAAGGGAACUCUGAUUCACCAACGGUCAAAGAUCGCAUGUGGCUUAGGCAAGACUUUCACUACGAUGACAUCAUCAAUGCUAUGCUGACACUUUUCACUGUCACCACAGGCGAGGGCUGGCCAAGUGUCCUGAAGCAUUCCAUGGACUCAACUUAUGAAAACAAGGGACCAAAACCAGGCUACCGCAUGGAGACAGCCAUUUUUUAUGUUGUCUUCUUCAUUGUCUUCCCCUUUUUCUUUGUUAAUAUCUUUGUUGCUCUCAUCAUCAUCACUUUCCAAGAACAAGGUGACAAUGAGCUCAUCGAUCAGGAUUUAGAUAAAAAUCAGAAGCAAUGCAUUGACUUUGCAAUCAAUGCAAAACCACUGUGUCGAUUCAUGCCAAGGAAUCGUAACUCCAUCAAGUACAAGAUCUGGCAGCUGGUAGUCUCCCCAAAAUUCGAAUAUUUCAUCAUGAUUAUGAUCACUCUCAACACUGUUUUCCUCAUGAUGAAGUUUGAGCCCGCUGAAUCUGCAAAAGAGAAUGGACAAGGGUUUGGUCACACGCUCAUAGUCAUUAACAUAGUCUUCACUUGUCUCUACACACUGGAGUUCCUUCUCAAGCUCUGUGCUUUUGGAAAGAACUACUUUCAUGACCCUUGGAACGUGUUUGACUUCACCACUGUUCUUGGAAGUAUCAUCGAUGUUCUGAUCACCGAGUUCUCAACUAAAAGCAUCAAAUUUGGUUUCUUCCGUCUCUUUCGAGCUGCACGUCUGGUGAAACUACUCCGUCAAGGCUAUACAAUUCGUCUUUUACUUUGGACCUUCUUCCAGUCUUUCAAGGCACUGCCCUAUGUGUGUCUUCUCAUCUUAAUGUUGUUCUUCAUCUAUGCCAUCAUAGGGAUGCAGGUGUUUGGAAACAUCAGACUAGAUUCACGAACUGCCAUCAACCGCCACAACAACUUUCGUUCCUUUUUCCAGGCACUAAUGCUGCUGUUUAGGUGUGCAACUGGGGAGAACUGGCAGAGAAUCAUGUUGGACUGCUCCAGUGGACGGCCAUGUGACCCAGAGUCUAUACGACCCAAUGACACACUGCGCUCAAUAGAAACAGGCUGUGGCCUUGAUAUUGCAUACAUCUAUUUUGUUGUGUUUUUCUUCCUGUGCUCUUUCUUGAUGUUGAACUUGUUUGUUGCUGUCAUCAUGGACAACUUUGACUACCUAACCCGAGAUUCCUCUAUCCUUGGGCCACACCAUUUGGAUGAGUACACGCGGGUUUGGGCUGAGUAUGACCCAGGGGCAACGGGUCGCAUUCAUUACACUGAUAUGUAUGAGAUGUUGCGCAACAUGGAACCACCUGUUGGGUUUGGAAAGAAGUGUCCUUAUAGAUUAGCUUAUCGAAAACUCAUCCGCAUGAACAUGCCUGUGGCUGAGGAUGGGACAGUUCACUUCACUACAACCCUGUUUGCCCUUAUCCGUGAAUCUCUUAUGAUCAAAACUGGCCCAGCUGAAGAAAUGGACAAGCUGGAUGAAGAGAUGCGAGAAACAAUCCGACGUCUGUGGUCUGUUCAAGGUAGAAAAAUGCUCGACCUCCUCAUGCCCAGUAAUGAUGAACUGGAUGAAGGAAAGAUGACUGUAGGAAAAAUUUAUGCUGGGCUGCUGAUAGCAGAAAACUGGAGAGCCUACAAAGCCAGCCAGUCAGCGAACUCAAACUAUAGAAUGGAAGAAAAGGAUGAGCAUCAUGAAGAUGAGAGGCCACCGUCACUGUUUCGUCGACUGAUGGGGGUGAUGAGAACACCUUCUACCGCUCGAUCCAGUCAGAGUAUCGACUCGGAACACUCAGAUGACAAUUUAGAUGGCGGGCAUAGCAUUGAUAAAGGGCAACAUUCUUUCAGCUUUCUCAGGAGGGGCAGCAGCAAACGCAGGCGUGACCCAGCCUACAGCGACACAUCAAGUGUGCAGAGCCUGGAGUUGAAAGACGUGCCCAGUGUGUCGAACCAGAGCUUACGAAGCCAGGACAAUUCUCUUAUAGCCCUUGCAGCCAAUCAAAUCACAGCCUCCUUCUCUAAGCUGAAUGAGCCAGCAGACCGUCAAGAUUUUUCACGUGGGUUGCGACCAGAACAUGCAGGUCACCAGAGUGCCCCACGGAUGACACCAGACAACCACCAGCGAAGUGGCAACCGAUCACCUUCUCUGCCAACAACACCUGUCUCCCCCCGAUCUCCUCUUGGUUCUAUACAUAGCCCAUACGGCUCACCACGUGCUUCACCUGUUCCAUCUCGUCGUUCACCUUCUCCUCGCAGAUUUGAUGUGGGUUUUGCUGCAGCUGUGACAAACCUGGUAGAGCAGGCACACACUAUUGCUGACCAGGACAGAAGAAAACCAUAUGUAGCAAAGCAUGAAGACAGUUUGUCAUCACCUCAGCUUCGUGGUCGCAGUAGAAAGCGCCCACCACUUCAAACGCAGUCUCCAGUUCUUGGCUCUCCUCUGCCUAGUCCCGGACCUAUGCACCGUGGCAAAGGUAGAGAAGAGCGUGGUUUCUACAGGUCCACUUCACUAGAGACACGUUCCCGCACCCCCUCCCCCAACACUGGCCACUCCCCUUCCCAGCAGGAGUACUAUGGCUCCACAAAUUUGAUUGACAGGUCCAGAAGCCCUAGCCCAAGCCCAGCCCAGUCUCCCCCCAAAAGAACACCAAGAAAACUUCCUCCUGUACCCUUUGUGCCAAGCACUCCACCACCCGGAAUGGGACCAAUGCCAUCAACACCUGUGCAGGUUUCUGGCCGAGGAUCGAGCUCCUCUGGGCCAGUGACUAAGCCUGCUACGCUGAACUUGACUCAGCCCAAACUAAAAGAGACGAUGCCAAGGGUGAUGCCUUCCCCUACGGUACCUCAGGCUCCAAAGUCACCCAGCAGCAUCAACUUUCCUCGUCUCUCCACAUCGCCCACCCGCUUGCAGAAGAACAGUGAUCCCAAGGCAGGUGUGGCUGGUGCACAUUCUCACCAUAACCAAAACAGAUCUGCUGCUGCUACUGCUGGGAGCGUACAUCAGGCACCUCCACUGUCUCACCAUGUACCUCCUCCAGGUCGACUUGCACGUCCAGAGCCCUACAGCCCUACAGAGAGAAGUAAUCUGAACAAAGAUGAAGCAAACUCUCACCAACAACACAAAGCCAACUCUACUCCGAGUAGGACUUCUGUUAGAGGCUCCACCCAUCAAGAUGAUCCAUCCUGGAGUCGAGGGGAGAGAAAUCCUGAUAGAGGAGCAUCCCCACAAGGACCUUCUGGGCGUUCACCAGACUUGCGUAAUUCUGAGCGUAGUCGUAUUUUAGCACACCAAUUUGACAACGCCCCAGCAGAAAGUAGUAGCACUAGUGGAACUAGCAGUGAAGGUAGAGGUCGUUCUCGGCCUUCUGCAACUCUUCCGAAUGGUUUCAAACCAAAAGGUAAAAAGACUGAAAGGUAUGAAAUGCGUAGUGAUAUAAAUGUUCCACUUAAGGAGGAUUCCGAUGAAGAUGACGACUGGUGUUAAUGAAGUACUUUUGUGAUCUCUGUUUUGAUCUGUCUUGCAGCACUGUCAUUGUGCUGUUGUCAGUCAUCCCACAUGCUCCUAGUGUGCUUGCUUAGCAUCACAACAUCUUGUGGAAUGCCACCGACAACUUACUACAGUUGUGGCCAUCAGCUUGUAGGACGGGUUCUAUUGCCACAUCAAGGAAGCAGCAGAAAAGAGAAAGUUGAUUUAGGCCCUGAUUUCAUCUGCCUUCAGUUUUCACAUCUGCAACCUGCUGUGCAUUCUUUUCGUGAACAAGAGCUCCAGAGUAUAUGGACACACUCUGUAUGGACUAAAAAUUUUAAAAAACCAUGUUCAUGUAUUUUUGCAAUUUAAAAAUAAGUGACUUCUUUUGGUUUUUGGCUACCAAGAAAGUUUUUCAUUCAUAAUUGUUUUGUAUGAAUUGUUUUCAAACGAUAGAAUCUUGCUUCCAAGCAAUUCAACAAGCUUUUAACAGCUCAAGCAACUGAAAUAAAAAUGCGCCACUUGCUGGUAGCAACAGUCAGCUAACUUUUUAAUAGUGUCACCAUCAUAAUUGUUUCUAUGCUCUCCUGCCACUUUCCGGCUGGCCGGAUAACUAUGGAUAAAAUGUUACAGUCAACAGUACCACCACUGUUAAUCCUAUAGAACAACUUUCUACAUCAUUCGCUUCCCUAGUCUAGCCACAGUAAGAAUUUUAUGUCAUUUUACACUCCUGAAAGAACAUUCCAUUGCCUGUUAUACACGUUCUAGUCACGUCUUUUUGCUGUUUUUACCUUUUAUUACUGUGCUUAUUCUGUGAUAGAAUUAUUAAGUUUUACAUUUCGUAAUUCUUGUUUUAAUAUCACUUUCACAAAUAUACUUAAGGGCUUUCUUAACCGUCAGUUUGGCUACAUUUUGAUACUGUUUGGUUGGUUUGGUGUGAUUGAGAGGGGGAAAAAAGUAUGUGAUUGUUGUGCUUGAGGUGUAGACGAAUAUCUAAGACAUCCUUGUUGUAGCUGUAAAAUGACUUGCACAGGACAUAAAGUCAGCAGUCUUAAAGAAAGGUGUAUAUAUAUAUAUUUAUAGUUAUUUAGGAUUAGCAUCCUUGCCAACAUUGAACUGAGGUUUUUGCACACAAACUUAUGCUAGCAAGAAAUCAGAUAACAGAAGAAAUUACUUGUAGCCACAUGAGUUGAAGUGAUGAAGAAUUUCUGCUAUCCCCAGUUGGCAACACCGCAUUAUAUCCACAGAAUGAUUGGCUAAGAUGUGAUUGACUGUGACAAAGUGGCCAGUUAAGAAGGCCCUUAGGAACACUUUUGCUUAUUUUGUCACAGGCCUUGUAACAGUGAAGUAUGCAUCUGCUGUCUGUAAUGUAUUAUCAAUUCAAACCCCAUUUUAUUUCUUCUUAUUCUUCAUAAUUUCCCGACACGAGGGUGUGGUUGAGUGAAUUCAUAACCUAAGAAUGCAAAAUCACGAUGAUAAAGCCUUUAGUAUUGACCCCAAAAGCUCAUUCCAGUAACGCUGAGGGUAAAAGAUGCGGAUGACCUGCAAACAUUAUAUUUUACCCAAAUUGCUGUUAAUACUUUUUUGUGGGCAUUUUUUUCUGAAAUAUGAACAGUUUGGAUGGAUGAGGCAUUAAUAUCCUGUGGACAGCUCAGGCAUGAAUGUGUGCAAGCAUGCGUAAAGUCCACUCAUCAUCAUCACCAAUGAAAUAUUCUAGUUUUGACCAUUUCAUCACUUCACACAACACCUUCCAAACCUCGGAACAUCUUGGUGUGCACAUCUGUUUGUGGCAUGACUCACAUCUGUUCAUACUUAGUGUAAUUUCUUCAAUGAUUUUCAUCAACAGUUUACUGUGUACAGUGGGUAACCAUAUCUCUUGCAUUUUCAUGAAAGCAUGCUCAGAUUAUGUGACAUUUUCCAUUUGAAAAUACUCCACUCUACAGACCGUUUUAUUUAGCACAGGCCCUCUCCAGGCUUUUCUUUGUUACUUGUUGUACCAGAAAUUCUACUGUUGCCACCUUCACUCUUCAAGCAUAUAUCCAUCGGACAUUCUGUGAAAUUUUGACCUGAAAACCAUACAUGCCUUCCCUUAAACAUUCAUAUUUGAUUCCAGUUUAAAUGAUUUUUUUUAAUCUACCAGUUUUGUUAAAAUGUUUCAUGCUUACAUUUUUAAAGGUGCAUUCCCUGGGGUUGGGGGCUUUGUGUACAUGUGUGUUUGGGGUUUAGGGGCGAUGGAAGAUGGACGUGCUUCAUAUUCACCAUAACUCCUAAAAUAUCUUGAAUUGAUGAAGAUAUUUUCCAUUUAAAUGGUUGCCUUGACUAUCUCCAGCAAAAUGAAUAUUGUGGUGUAGCCCAUUCCUCCCUCAAUUGUGUAUCUCUAUUGCUUUAAGCAGCAAUACUGCAGAACAGCUUGCAUACUGUCCAUUCAGCUGUUAACCAUAUGGAAGUCAGCAUCUGCCAUGACUGGCCUGCCCAAUUGGAAAAAAAUAGUCAAGUACAUAGUCUGUGCUAUCAUGGGAUGUAACUUCACUGCUGGGUGCAGUUUCCUUAAUGUUUCCCUGAAGUCCUAUGUGAGCGUGUGUGCAUGUAUGCUUCCUGCUCAUCUGCAUGCUGCAGCCCAUCUUUUUUCCGUAACAGCAUGCGUUCAAGUUCAAAGUUUUCUAUGCAAAGUUCCUUUUAUUCAUUUCUCAGUAUGUCUCUAUCAGUACCAAAACAGUCUGUUUGAAUACCUGUAUAUAACAGUGUCAAAAAGUUAUAUUUAUACAUGCUACGCAUUAUAUUUAUAACAAAACAUGUCUGCUCACUCCAGUCCUUGAAUUUUGUUUAUUGGUUUUUCUUGUCUUUAGUUUGUUAGUUUACCUGAUCUGAACACAGUUGUUGAUUGUGUGUUUGUUGGUUGUUUGAGUGGUUAUACGUAGUGUGCAAUGUCACAUUGACAUGUUACAUUUUUUGCAUGUUUAUUUAAUCUGACUGAAGUUCAGUGCUGUGUAUGCUGAAAUUAACUGUUGGAAUUAGAACAAGGGUUUGCAUGUUUCAGUUGUGGAAGAGCAUGUAUGCAGAUGCUGUCACAUAAAUCUUCUCAUCCAUUGCUUUCCAGCUUUCCCCGUUUACCACACAGGUAACCAUCAGAGGAAUGUACAUAGAUAACAUUCUGCAACCCAUGAAGAACUGGUCAAGGCUAUGUUUUGCUUUCAAGAGAAUCGACCAACAGGGUCCAGAAAAUGACACCACUUCACACCCUCCUCCUCACCUAUCAAGUCCUCUGUUAAUCAGUUUUAAAAAAAAUCAUUUUAAAGCACAGAUACAAUGGCACUGUCACAACCCCCAUCAUGAAACUCAGCCUCCUUCCUGUUGCUAGACAGUGCACACAAUUAAGUUUUUUUUUCUUCUGCUCAAGUUAUUUGUUUUUAUCCCUGUUAUGCAUAACAUUUGUGAGGUGUUUUUAAUGGUAUUCUUUUUUAAUUGUAGUCUGUGAAACCUGACUGAUGAACUAUGAACUAUUAAAUCAGAUGUUUUACACUUUAUACAGCCUUCUUAAAUGCACUUUACACCUUCACUCACCCUUCUUCCUUCUAAACCAAUAUCUCUUUAUCAACUGAAAAUAUCGCCUUGAAAUAAACUUGAAUUUACUGCUAUUUA
This is a messenger RNA of Pomacea canaliculata, 11569 nucleotides long. Its product is annotated as voltage-dependent calcium channel type A subunit alpha-1-like. Bases 986 to 7948 code for a protein of 2320 amino acids. The record is from RefSeq and is a predicted model, not a curated record. Gene Ontology annotation, biological process: calcium ion import across plasma membrane; chemical synaptic transmission. Gene Ontology annotation, cellular component: membrane; voltage-gated calcium channel complex. The transcript has 51 exons. Lineage: Eukaryota; Metazoa; Mollusca; Gastropoda; Architaenioglossa; Ampullariidae. Gene Ontology annotation, molecular function: calcium ion binding; high voltage-gated calcium channel activity.